UCUUCAAAUUGCGCAGUGUACCGAAGUUAUCAGUGCCAUACUUAUGUGUGCAGUACAAAAUUAACGUGGAAUUAAUUUUCACAAAGUUCUGCGUUUAGUUAAGUAGUGACUGGAUAGUCCGCCGCAAACGUUGCUUGCAUAAUCUAUCGAUUAUACCAUUCUCACUUAAUUCACAACCGAACAGUAACAUGGCUGCUGGACUGCGGACAAUCUUCCAUAUUUCUAAGCGCGGAAUACAUGGACUGCGAUCGGAGUACACGAAUCCGAAGUUUGCUGGAAUAUUCGGGGCUUUGAUGAAUCGGGGACAGGGCAAGGAAGGAGUACGCGAUGGACCUAACGCUAUCCGUGAAGCCGGCUUGUUCCAGCAGCUGAGUGACUGUGGAAUAACCGCCAAGGAUUACGGUGAUGUGGCGAUUGAAGCGGUGGCGUCGGAUGAUCCGUGGAAGAAAGUCAAAUACUGCCGCACCGUCGGCAACGGAUGCAAAAUGAUUGCCGGAAAAAUGGACAUGAUAAUCAAAGACCAAGGCGUUCCGGUAAUGUUGGGAGGGGACCACGCGACAGCCAUCGGUAGUAUCUUGGGCCACGCCCAGGCCAUCCGGGAUGUACGGAAGCAGCACGUCGGCACCACAUCUCCUAUCUGCGUGUUGUGGGUGGACGCGCACGCCGAUAUUAACACUCCGCUGACCACCUAUACUGGUAAUCUGCACGGAUGUCCCGUUUCCUUCCUGCUGCACGAGACCAUGAACUGCAUUCCCCACGGUAUGCCCGGCAUGGAAUGGGUCCGACCAUGUUUAACAGCUGAUCGCAUCGCAUACAUUGGCCUUCGUGCUCUGGACCCAGAUGAAUAUUACCUGCUAGAAAAGUUGAAUGUCACCUAUUUCCAUAUGCGGGAUGUCGACAAAUUGGGUGUACAACAGUGCGUUGAACGAGCGUUGCAUGCCAUUAAUCCACGAGGUGAUUUACCGUUACACCUAAGCUACGAUAUCGAUGCCCUGGAUCCAAAUGAGGCGGCCAGCACCGGUACACCGGUUAUGGGAGGAUUAACUUUACGCGAAGGGCUGCAGAUUGUGGAGCACGUACAUCAAAGCGGUCAACUAAGCGCGAUGGACCUGGUGGAAGUGAAUCCCGAACUGGGCACGCCGUAUCAGCGAGCCAAGACUAUGGAGGCCGCCAUUGCCAUAAUAUCGGGUGCACUGGGUAAACCGCGUCAAGGUGUUCCGCCAAAACCCGGUUUUGUGCUGCCUAUUCCCGAAGCGCUGGCCAAAGAUUCUUAAAAACAAGCAUUCCAUAUUUCAGUUUAUUGGUUUUGCUGGAGAUUAUGGCUGUAUGCUUGCAGUUUCGUUGUGAUGUCCUUAAAAUUUUAUGGAGAAUUUUUACAGUAGUUAAUCAGUUACUGUCUGAGUUGAGCAAAGACGAAACCCAAAUUUUUAGCCGCCUUUAUGGUUUGGUUUAUCCUUCUGUUAUUUUUGUGGAAGAAAAAGACUCAACCCUUG
Paramacrobiotus metropolitanus is the source of this 1493-nucleotide messenger RNA. RefSeq names its product arginase-1-like. Lineage: Eukaryota; Metazoa; Tardigrada; Eutardigrada; Parachela; Macrobiotidae. The record is from RefSeq and is a predicted model, not a curated record. The coding region runs from base 189 to 1274 and encodes 361 amino acids. Gene Ontology annotation, cellular component: cytosol; nucleus; cytoplasm. Gene Ontology annotation, molecular function: arginase activity; manganese ion binding. The transcript is spliced from 7 exons.